AUUCGUAAGUUUAAAAAAAAUUGAAAAAAUUUAUUCCAAAUUUUACAAGGAACAACUCUGCACUUAAUGACAAUUUCGAAAAAUUCCAUAUAACACUAACAAGAUAAAAAAAUUUGAUUAAUAUUAUAUAUAAUAAGGAAGUUGAAGGAGCACUGAAGAAAUUCGAAAAAUUGAAUUUAUAGCGCUGUACGUUGUGCAACACCUCUCGACUCAACCCACCAGACAGCGUGUAUUGGCUUAGUUGCAAAAAUGAAUAUAUGUGAUUCUCAUGGUACUAAAAUAAAUAUUUCAGUUACUAACAGUGUGUUAACGGUGCGUCCACACCGAGUAAUUCCUGUGAUUUUCAUCUUCGAAUAGCCGCAAAUAUCAAUUGUAACAAGCUGAGUGACAUAAUUAACAUAAGUGGUGUUAAUUGAAAUUUUUGUGCUUUUCUAAAAAACUAAAUCGUUUAAAAAUAUAACAAUAAAAUAGCUUAGAUUCAGUAGAGCUUUUGCGCAAUGAUAUAAUAAUAAUAGCAUCAUCUUCAAGCGGAGCCGAUAUAAGAGUAGGGCUAGUGAUAAUUGACAGUACUUGUACGGCAUAAUUCUAACAGUACGCGUGGAGUCUGUUGGCGGUUCGCGCAGAAGCGACCAUAGCAAUGGCUCGGCUGAAGAUCUUAUUUUAUUACGUUCUGUGCACCAUAAUAGUUAUUGCUGCACAAUACGCAGGCGAUGCUGAUUACAACGAUUUUGAUUUCUACGAAGAUUUAUCAACAGAUCAAUCGGGAAGUUUUAACAAAAAAUACUCCAAUGCUGCACAAGAGAAUUCUUAUAUUGCGAAGGCUUUCGACGACACAAAAAUUCAGCGUGAGGCCUAUUCCGCCUCAAAGUGGAAUGACUUCACUGCCUUCGGAAGUAAUGUAAACUCUUUUAAGAAGAGAAAUUCGUUUGAUAAACAGUUCGACUGGUAUAAAAUGCCCGAAAAGGUUUACCGAUAUACCAAGCAUCGAAUUCCUGGAUAUGAUUACGACGAAUUCGAUUACAUGCGUUCCAGAAGUCUUCAGCAAUGCGACGAGAGAUCAGUUUGGACGCACUGUCUCUGUCAAUUUACAUGUUCAAAGCCGAAUGUAGUGGAUUGUUACACACCAUGCAGAAGCGGAUGCGAGUGCAAGGAAGAAUAUGUCUUCGACGAGAAGACACAGAGUUGCCUAUUACCCGAACACUGUUUGUCACACGACAAUUACAAUUAUCAAAUAUAACCGUUAUCGUUAUAUUUGCAUGUUCCUUUAAAACGUGAUCGCUGAA
This is a messenger RNA of Linepithema humile (Argentine ant), 1283 nucleotides long. RefSeq lists its product as uncharacterized. NCBI's taxonomy places the organism in Eukaryota, Metazoa, Arthropoda, Insecta, Hymenoptera, Formicidae. The record is from RefSeq and is a predicted model, not a curated record.